Messenger RNA from Fomitopsis serialis, 1827 nucleotides. RefSeq lists its product as uncharacterized. Lineage: Eukaryota; Fungi; Basidiomycota; Agaricomycetes; Polyporales; Fomitopsidaceae. Bases 385 to 1812 code for a protein of 475 amino acids. The transcript is spliced from 3 exons. The record is from RefSeq and is a predicted model, not a curated record.
GCCGGGAGACGCGGACGUCUUCCACCCGUGGGGGCAACCCAGGGACAACAGACUUCGCUGCUACGCCCAUGUCACCGUCUGCUCGCUCUUAACAGCAGUCACCGCUCGUCUCAGCGCUCCUGCCAACUUCAAGUCUGUGAGUGCCCUGCUCUCCCGCACUCUACUUACAUACUGCGCUCGGAGGCGGCGGUCGGGUUUCACCUUUCCCUCUCCCCGUGUUCGUUCCAGAACACUAACUGCUUUUGUUCGCAGGUGCUGAGUUGGUGCUUGCAUCAACGGACCAGCCCGCACUCACCAUUCCUUUCGGAUCACACUCGUUCAAAAACAAGCAGCGCCCCAUCGCGCGCACUCGCGAGGUCUACCUCCUUCCCCUAACGAUUGCUCAUGUUCACGCCCCCGCCCUCGCCCGACCCGCCCCGCACGCAUCGUGGCCACCAUGAAGCCAGAUCCGCACGUCCGUUCGAUAUCCCGGCGGAGCCCUACCUAGCCGUCACGCGAUCGAGCUCCCCGGCGACGUCGUCUUCCCGCUCCAGCAGCCCGUCCCCGACCCCCGCCUCCUCAUGUAUGACCACGCACGACCGUGCAGGCGCCGUGACCUUCGAGAAGCUGCACGCCCGUGUCGACGAAGCGCAGCUCCGCGCGCUCAUGAAGAAACGUCGCAACGCACGAAGAUUGAAGUUCUCUAUUCUGUUCGUGCCUGUCGCCCUUAUUGUCAUCACCUUGUCUACGCGAUACAUGGCGCACCCUGCCGUGCUCGACAUGCUCUCUCCAGACGGGCCCGCGCAAGGAUGGCACGUGCUUGCGGCGUCGGUACUCGACUGGCAGGGCACCGUCCACGAGGGUCACGACAAGCGGGAGGUAGAGUAUGAGCUGGAUCUGGGGGCUCGCUCGGUAACAGCGAGCACGACCUCGUUACGUUCCCAGUCUGACAGUGCAUCCACUGUCUCUGCCUCAGCCACCGCGACGUCCAUCAUGACCGCCUCCGUGACGGGUUCCGGUUCGAGCGCAGCGCCGACGGCGACCACCGACAACUGGGCGGUACCGACCAUACCCUCGGAAUCGCCUGCGCUCCCGACGCCCUUCCCGCAGCCGUUCGACUCGACGGGGAUCACGACGAACUUCUCGACGGAUGGCUGCCGCGAGUUCUUCUUGAACAUGACGCAGACGGCGCCGUUCCGCGAGUGCAGGCCCUUCUCGAUGCUUGUGCAGCACUCGAGUGCGUUCUUCGAGGCGCAGUCCAACCUCACGGAGUUGAACAGCAUCAUCUGGGGUACGUGCAACACGGACCUCAGCGUGGACCAGUGCGACGCGAAUAUCGCCUGGUUUGCGGAUGCCCUCCAGGACGCGUGCGCGACGGACCUGGAAGCCAACAACGAAGUCGCCGCGAGCAGUCUCCUCGGCCUGCAAGCCUACUCGCUCCUGCGUGAGACCGCGUGCCUCGCCUCUUCCACAAACGCGUACUGCUACUUGACCGCGUUCGGCGCCGGCGCGCACCCCGCGGACGCGUACUACUACACGCUCCCGCUGGGGGCCUCGCUCCCGAACGCGAGCGAUCCAAGUUGCUCCACUUGCACACAGGGCGUCAUGGCGGAGUACGUUACCCAUGGGCUGAACACGAGCGGCCUGCAGGAGACGUAUGCGGCCGCGGCCGUGCUGACGAACCAUGUAUGUGGCACGGGGUUCGUGCAGGAGAUGGAGGUGAAAAGCAAUGCGGCGGGGCGGGCGCGGAGCGGAGGGGAAAGGUGGUGGACGGCCGUCGGCAUCAGUGUUUGUGUGGUGAGUGCGAUGGUUGGGGUGAGUGGUGUGUGGUAGGGUAGGGGUGAGCGA